GGGAAUGAUACAGUGAGAGUGUAGCGCUGGCUUGUACUGAGGCAGGUAGCAGCCUGACCCAGCUCGGGACAGACGAUAGGAAGGGUUUCUGCCUUCCUUGGUUGUGAUGUCAUCUGUGUAAGUUACCAUGCCGACUGAAGGAGAACCUACAACGUUUGCCAAACUUCUGCACCUGAUGUUCCUCUCCACCUUCUGGGGAAUGCAGAUAUGGGUCACAUUUAUAUCAGGUCUGAUCAUGGGCAGUAACCUCACGAGACACACAUUCGGCUUCAUUCAGAGCAGACUUUUUCCAUACUACUUUCACCUUGGAUCUUUCUGUGCCUUCUUUAAUUUAACCAUCUUUGCAAUGUAUCAUCCCAGUGAGUUGUUAACUGAAGAAGAGACAUUUCAGAUUAUUGUUCUUUUCAUCUGUGUGACUGUUGCUGGGCUCAAUGCACAAUGGUUUGGUAAGAUAACUUCUGAAAUCAUGGCUGAUAUGCAUCUGAUUGAACAGAGCUGUGGACUGGGGAAGGAUAUUGGAUUGUCAACCAACAGAGAGGCUUAUAACAAGCUGAAGGAGAGUAACCCCAAAUACAAGAAGUUUUCACAUCAACUAACCCUGUAUCACAAUACUUCCUCUUUAUGCAAUCUGUGUUGCAUCAUCUGUAAUGGGAUAAGUUUGUACUACAUGGCAGCCAAUUUAUCCACAUUAUGAAAGUGUUUUCAGUACAAUAUUUUAAAGGCUCAGUGUUGAAUGGUGAAAACUUCAUUUACAAAUAAUGGAAGGCUGAAAAGUAAACUAUUUUGUUGUAUUGUCUGACGGUGGACAUUAAAUCCAGUAUGAUCUCUCCAAUAAUUAUGCAUUUUUAAAAGUGUUCAUGCUAUUAUUUGCAAUAUUUUAGAACAAAAAUCAGUGGCAAGUAGAAAAUUUUAAAUUUGAAGCAUCGCUGUUGAUAUUCAUUAGCAAAGACAAGUCUAGGGUGAUAAAUCUGAAACAAAAACUGAAAUAGCAGGAGAAUCUCAGCAGGUCUGGCAGCAUCUAUGGAGAGAAAGUGUCAAUGUUUUGGGUCUAGUGACCCUUAAACAUUGAUUCUGCUUUCUCUCCAAUCUUUAAGGGCCACUGGACCCAAAAUGUUGACUCUCUCUCCAUCGAUGCUGCCAGACAUGCUAAAUUUCUCCAGCGAUUUCUGGUUUUGUUUCCGAUUUCCAGCAGUACUUUUAUUUUUUUUAGGGUGGGAAAUGUUUAGUUCUAUUAUAGUUUGACUUACUGUAGUUUACCCUGUGUUAUAAUGCAUAUGUGUAAAUAGGCUGUCAUACUUUUCCAUAUCCACAAAUUGUGAUUGAAUAAAGUUUAGGAGCUCCGCAAUGGGAUCUUUGAGUACAGCCAAGGGGAAUUUGCCAGUGUAUAUAUUAAUUGUGAAUUAAUUUUUAUAUGCUCUUUGUCAAUGAGAAUCCUGUUAUUAGAUGGACUCUUUGUUAGCCUGAAUCUGAUGUAUGUGAAAUUAGAACAGGUUAUAAAUAACUUUUCUAGGAACUUAGAACACUAGAAGAGAUUUGUGAUCCAUAUGUCUAGUCCCAAAAUUCAAAACCGUGUCCCACACUAGUCCAACUCUUAAUUCUUUUAUCCAAAAAAUUUUAAUGUACAUCAUACCAAUUUGAUAACAGUACAUAACUUUUUAGGGCAUUCAUGUGUACGUAUAAUUUUGUAUAAGAUGUAGAUUGAAUGUAUUGUAUCAAAAACACUAAUGAUUUUCCAAUGUUGAUAAAGAAUAUUUUGUCACCCUUUC
This is a messenger RNA of Hemiscyllium ocellatum (epaulette shark), 1766 nucleotides long. Its product is annotated as transmembrane protein 205. The coding region runs from base 128 to 694 and encodes 188 amino acids. The record is from RefSeq and is a predicted model, not a curated record. The transcript has 4 exons. Lineage: Eukaryota; Metazoa; Chordata; Chondrichthyes; Orectolobiformes; Hemiscylliidae.